GUCACGUGGCGCGGUAGCGGAACCACAAGAAGUACCGAUUUGCAGAAAACAAGAAUGUAAACAAAAAGUCGACGAUGUCGGAAUAAAUUCAAUUUUUUCAGUAAAACCACGUGAAUAUAAAAAGAUGACUUCGUCAAGCAGCAGCGAUGAAGAAGACAAUGCUAAUCUGAGAGAAGCUCUUGCUCCCGGCUUUUCCAUUGAAGCAGUGAAAAGGAACCUCAUGCCCAAAGAUAAUCACGAGAAGAUUCCAGAUAAAGCCAGUAGCAAGCUCACACAAAAAUCUGGUGUUAAAACCAUGUCGCAAUUUAGGAUGCCAAAUGUCUCCUGCGACAACCAGAAAUAUUUGGCUCGGGAAUUGCAAAAAUAUCUUGAAAAGCAAAUUGAAGAAAUAAGCGAUAAUCCAGUGAGAGAAAAACGAAAAAAGAAGAAGAAACAUCGCUCUCAAGAAGAAACAGGAGUUAAAUUGCUGUCCACCUCAAAUAUUGCUCUGUCACUUGACCAGGACGAAGAUGAGCCGGAAGUUUUCACUACCUGCAAUUCAAGUAAGACUCCGAGAAUAGGAAAAAGAAAAUUGGAGGAUGAAGGUAAGGAGUCGGACGAAGUUGUGAAAGUUAAGGACGCAGCCGUAAGUGCGGAGUGGGUGCUCAAAAAAAGAGGUGAUUAUGGACCGUUGUGCAGGAAACCUGGCGAGGUUAUUCAUGUUGUUAAUGGCUUGAUACAGAAUUAAAAACAAAAAGUACAAUAUAUAUUUAAUUAACAUU
Neocloeon triangulifer is the source of this 761-nucleotide messenger RNA. RefSeq lists its product as uncharacterized. The coding region runs from base 125 to 727 and encodes 200 amino acids. Lineage: Eukaryota; Metazoa; Arthropoda; Insecta; Ephemeroptera; Baetidae. The record is from RefSeq and is a predicted model, not a curated record. The transcript is spliced from 4 exons.